Carya illinoinensis is the source of this 1834-nucleotide messenger RNA. Its product is annotated as solute carrier family 35 member F1-like. The record is from RefSeq and is a predicted model, not a curated record. The transcript has 11 exons. Gene Ontology annotation, biological process: transmembrane transport. Gene Ontology annotation, cellular component: membrane. The coding region runs from base 330 to 1454 and encodes 374 amino acids. NCBI's taxonomy places the organism in Eukaryota, Viridiplantae, Streptophyta, Magnoliopsida, Fagales, Juglandaceae. Gene Ontology annotation, molecular function: transmembrane transporter activity.
UAUACACUACAUUUCCGGCUGGAUGCACACUCCCCGACUCACACUUUCAGAAUUUGGGAAACGACGGCAUUCGAGUAUCCACAGAUAAAACCUCUCUUUCGCCGUCACUCUCAUUCCCAUUUUAUCAGUCCUUUUUCCGCGCUCAACACUAACAAAAGCUCAAAAUUUGGUAUUGGAUGGUUAAGCCUUUCAGGACUGCAAAGCCCCCAUAGGCACUCAGGAAUAGAGCUUCUACAGAUUGGUUUCUGAAUAUUUUCUUAUUCUCUAAAUUGGGUUUUUGACGAAUAUUUCUUCUUGGUUGCCUGUGUUCUGUGGAGAAGUAGAAGAAAAUGAUGAACUUCAAGGAGUUUUGGACCAAGAAGACGUUGAUAGGUCUUGGGCUGGGACAGCUUCUCUCGUUUUUGAUCACUUCCACUGGCUUCACGUCUUCUGAACUCGCCAAAAAAGGAGUUAAUGCCCCAACUUCACAGUCUUUUCUAAAUUAUGUGUUCUUGGCAAUUAUAUAUGGAAGUAUUGUGCUUUACCGGAAGAAAGCACUCAAGGCAAAAUGGUAUUACUACAUACCUCUUGGAUUGGUAGAUGUAGAGGCCAAUUUUCUUGUGGUGAAGGCUUAUCAGUACACAUCUCUGACAAGCGUCAUGCUUCUCGAUUGUUGGUCAAUACCCUCUGUCAUGGUUCUUACCUGGAUUUUCUUAAAAACAAAAUAUAGGUUUCGAAAGAUAGUCGGUGUAGUUGUUUGUGUUGCUGGCCUUGUCGUUGUUAUUUUUUCAGAUGUUCAUGCUGGUGAUCGAGCAGGAGGGAGCAACCCCCGUAAAGGAGAUUCACUUGUUAUUGCUGGUGCUAUCCUAUAUGCUAUCAGUAAUGUCAGUGAGGAAUUUCUUGUGAAGCACGCUGAUAGAGUUGAGCUCAUGGCACUGCUGGGCCUUUUUGGUGCCAUUAUCAGUGCUAUCCAAAUAAGCAUUCUUGAGCGCAAUGAGCUCAAAUCUAUUCAAUGGUCAGUAGGGGCAGCACUUCCGUUUGUUGGAUUUGCAGUGGCUAUGUUUCUCUUUUACUCAUUAGUCCCUAUUUUGCUUAAGAUUAAUGGGUCUACAAUGCUGAACUUGUCUUUGUUGACCUCGGACAUGUGGUCUGUCUUGAUUCGCAUCUUCGCAUACAAUGAGAAGGUUGACUGGAUGUACUUUGUAGCCUUUGCUGCUGUCACUGCCGGGCUUGUUAUUUAUUCAGGGGGUGACAGAGAGGAUCAACGGCGUGCUGAUGUUGCUGAUGAAGAUGCUGAACAAAGCAAGCGUUUUGACGAGGAAUCUGGUUCAGGAAGUCGCAACCAAGGAACUAUAGCAGGUAGCUCGAAAACAGGGGAAUGCAGCAAGCAUGAUAAUACUGCCAUUAGUGUUGCAGGAAGGGAAUAUGUUGAGAGCAAGGACAUGGGAAAAGAUGUGCAAGGGAAGAAAUCAUGAUAUGAUUAGGAGUUUGCUUUAUGGAAAUCAGGGGAAGACAUCAUCACAUUCUUAUUUGAGGAGGGAGAGGAUGCAGUGCUGCUGCUAUCAAAUUGAAGGUAGCCUGUAUAUUGGCCUCGUUGGGAUUGUCAUUUGAACGAUAACCAUUUACUGCGUUGAAGAAAGAUGUGUAAAUUAUGGUUCUCAAUUUUGUCCUUUGUUGUUUACUUUUUUGCCCCUCCAGUUGACAUUAUUUUUGGAGGUUCUACGCGUUGGACCUAUGAGGAGGGUACGUUAUAGGCUUAAGCUUGAUUUCUUGUAAUUACAUUUGUGUCCAACUCCUGGAGCUCUCCUGGUUUGCUGACAUAUAUUGUUUAAAUCUAUUUACACGCUGAGUACAA